Messenger RNA from Brassica oleracea var. oleracea, 922 nucleotides. RefSeq lists its product as uncharacterized. NCBI's taxonomy places the organism in Eukaryota, Viridiplantae, Streptophyta, Magnoliopsida, Brassicales, Brassicaceae. The record is from RefSeq and is a predicted model, not a curated record. The coding region runs from base 50 to 835 and encodes 261 amino acids. The transcript has a single exon.
GAAGAGAAGGGAGAGAGUGUGAAAGCAUCAGAAAAGCAGAGAGAAAGAAAUGGGAUGCUGCUUGAGCGCCGGGAAAGUCAAAGCUCCGCCUGUCACCGCCGCCCAGACACCUCCACCCAUUGAAGAAGAAACCGUGAAGGAAGUCGUGGUCCAGUCAGUCUCUGUCUCUGUCUCUGUCUCCGUCCCCGUCCCCGUCCCGGUCCCGGUCCCUGAACCGGACCCCAUUCCCGUCGCCGACAUCGUUCCCACCGCAGCAGAACCUCGCAACCCUCCUCCUUCACUCCCAACGCCGGAGAUCUCUCACAACAAGUCCGACACAUGUAGCGUCUCUCAUAGCUUCUCCACCGCCACCACUGCUACUGCUGCCUCCAUCCUCGAAGACGACGCAGUCAGCAAACCCCACCACCGACAUCCUCCCCCUUCUUCCACCUCUCGCCGCAACAUGUCCGAAAGAAUCUCCAGAUCUCCAGGAGGUCGCCACUCUCCCCAGGGGAAGCUCCGUCCCAGGUUGGUCCGAGAGAGACAACCUCUUCAACAAAACCCUACCCACAACCGGCGAAAGGCGGAUUCUUCGGGUCCUCUCCCAAGAAACGGGUUACAAGAAGGUCCGAGGCGUCGCUCUCGUUCUCCGGCGACUCGUGCCCCAAGUUCCUCAAGAAGAAGCCCCAUGAAGAAGCGAGAAGCAGGUCCGGAGAAGGACGGAGGAGCAGAGGAGGCGAAGGUGAAGAAGGAAGAGGAGAAAGUAGCUGCUGAGGAGGUGAAGAAGAAGGAAGAGGAAGAUGUCGUAGCUGUGAAGGACCCUGAAGUGUCUAUGGAAUGCUUCAUCUUCCUCUGAUUAUCUCUCACUUUUGUUUCCUCUUUUGUGAUUUGUAAAUUGCAGAAAUGUAACGACCUAACCAAAUCUUUGAGGAUCUUUCAUUUA